GUCUUAUUAGGAUGCAAAGUAAAGACAUAAACCUUAAAUGUUCAGUUUCGAAUCAUGAUGCUCUUGUACAAUUAGUGUGUUUUGAACCAGAUUGCAAAGCAUUUAGAUUCUUUUGUAUUUAGUGUUAAAAGGAUGGAAUUCAUCAAAAUCAUCUCUAAUAGUGUUUUGAAUUACCUAUUUUGUUUGAGUAUGUGUAAAAGGUUGGACAAGAAUGUGAUAAUCUCCUAGAGAUAUUAAUUAAAUAAUGGAAUUCAAUAAAAAAUUAAUUUUAAACAUUGAUUGAAGGUAUCAAGAAAAAAUAUAUCAUCUCAAAUACAUCCUUGAUUUAGCUUAAUUUUUCGUUGUUGAAUUAAACCUUAGAAGAAUUGAUAAAUUUUCAAUCAUAAAACUCUUUGAUUAAGAAUAAAAUUUAAAAUACCUUAUUUGAUUUUAUUGAAAAAAUAGACAAAGUAGAGCAAGAAAUCAAACUACAUGAAACACCAAUUCCAUUUCAUCUAUCUAAAUAAGACAUAGAGAAAUCAUAAGAAUUAUUUUAUAAAGGUAUUAUAAAUCUAAUAAUUUAGGAUAUGAAUUAUAUUAAGAUAAUGAUAUGUAUGACGAAGCUAUCGUCAUAUUAGAUCAAGCAAUCAAUUUAAAUCCAAAUAACUGCCAGGCAAUCUGGUGUAAAGGUAUAAAAUUUAUAAAUUUAUUAGCUGCUAGUUUAAGAAUGCUUGGGUAAUAUAAAAAAGCAAUUAUUUGGGCUGACAAAGCAUUAUUGUUAGAUCCAAAACAUAAUUUUUCUCUUUAUUGCAAAGGUAGAAGGUUAUUUGAUAUUUUAGCUGCAUGCUUAAGAAUGUUGGAUCAAUAUGAAGAAGCAAUUCUUUGGGCCAACAAAGCAUUAGCUAUAGAUCCUUAAGAUUGUUUUGCAUUAUCAUGUAAAGGUAUUUACAUUUAAAUUCUAAAGGAUCUUCACUACGAUUGCUGAAAAGGUUCAACGAAGCAAUUAAAAUUAUUAAUGCAUCUUUAACUAUUAAUCCAAAUCAUUUUGAUUCAUUAAAGGAGAAAGGUUUUCAUAAGAUUAUGUAUAAUUUAGGUGCAUGCUUACAUGAUGAACAUUAAUAUUAAUAAGCAAUGUUAUUCUACGAAUAGGCUUUGAGGAUUUUUCCAGGUGAUCAAUGGACCAAAGAUAGAUUAGGUAUAGAUUCCAAUUAAUUGAAGAUAAAUGUUUGCAAGCUCUAAAGCAAAAGUAAAAAUGAUCCCUUUUCAA
Messenger RNA from Paramecium octaurelia, 1246 nucleotides. The record is from the annotation of a GenBank genome assembly. Lineage: Eukaryota; Ciliophora; Oligohymenophorea; Peniculida; Parameciidae.